AGACAAAGAAUGUGUUUGCUUACCGUAUUGAAACCUGAAAUUGGGCAGAAUUUCAUUGACUUUCGGAACUCUUUAAGUCGGAAUUAGCCCAUCUCUCUUCGAAGGUUACCAUAUGCGCCAACUGAGUCAUUUGUUUAAAAUGACUUAGUCACGUGGAGACCAAAGGUGCUCUCAAGUAACAUUUUUCAAGUGAAUUAUGUUCAUCCUAAGAAUCGUAUUGCUAGGACUCCUGAGUAAAUCUCUUCACCCUGCUUGGAGCUUGUUGCUGCGUUUCAGAGGCACAUCGAGAAACCAUGAGCAAUUUCAGUAAGGAAGAGUUCGAUUGCCGCAUCCUUGAUGAAGGCUUUACUGCCAAGGACAUUCUGGACCAAAAAAUUAAUGAAGUUUCUUCUUCCGAUGAUAAGGAUGCCUUUUAUGUCGCAGACCUCGGAGACAUUCUAAAAAAACACCUAAGAUGGUUAAAAGCUCUUCCUCGUGUCACCCCCUUUUAUGCAGUCAAAUGUAAUGACAGCAGAGCUAUAGUGGACACCUUAGCUGCUGUUGGGACGGGCUUUGACUGCGCUAGCAAGACUGAAAUACAGUUGGUGCAGAGUCUCGGGGUGCCUCCAGAGAGGAUUAUCUAUGCAAAUCCUUGUAAACAAGUGUCUCAAAUUAAGUAUGCUGCCAGUAAUGGAGUCCAGAUGAUGACUUUUGAUAGUGAAGUGGAGUUGAUGAAAGUUGCCAGAGCACAUCCAAAGGCAAAGUUGGUUUUGCGGAUUGCCACUGACGAUUCCAAAGCAGUCUGUCGCCUCAGUGUUAAAUUUGGUGCCACACUCAAAACCAGCAGACUUCUUUUGGAGCGGGCAAAAGAGCUAAAUAUUGAUGUCAUUGGUGUCAGCUUCCACGUGGGGAGCGGCUGUACCGAUCCUGAAACUUUCGCGCAGGCCAUCUGUGAUGCCCGCUGUGUCUUUGACGUGGGGGCCGAGGUUGGUUUCAGCAUGUAUCUGCUUGAUAUUGGUGGUGGCUUUCCUGGAUCUGAGGAUGUGAAGCUUAAAUUUGAAGAGAUCACCGGUGUGAUUAACCCGGCGCUGGACAAGUACUUUCCACCAGACUCUGGAGUGAGAAUAAUAGCUGAGCCAGGCAGAUACUAUGUUGCAUCAGCCUUCACCCUUGCAGUUAAUAUCAUUGCCAAAAAAAUCGUAUUGAAGGAGCAGAGCGGCUCUGAUGAUGAGGAUGAGUCGAAUGAGCAAACCUUUAUGUAUUACGUGAACGACGGAGUAUAUGGAUCAUUUAAUUGCAUCCUUUAUGAUCACGCACACGUAAAGCCCCUGCUGCAGAAGAGACCUAAGCCAGAUGAGAAGUACUACUCAUCCAGCAUAUGGGGACCGACGUGUGAUGGCCUCGAUCGGAUCGUUGAGCGCUGUGACUUGCCUGAGAUGCACGUGGGUGAUUGGAUGCUCUUUGAGAACAUGGGCGCAUAUACUGUUGCUGCUGCUUCUACUUUCAAUGGAUUCCAGAGGCCAAGUAUCUACUACGUGAUGUCACGACCAAUGUGGCAACUCAUGCAGCAAGUCCAGAACCACGGCUUCCCGCCCGAAGUGGAGGAGCAGGAUAUCAGCCCUCUGCCCAUGUCUUGCGCUCAGGAAAGCGGGAUGGAGCGUCACCCAGCAGCCUGUGCUUCUGCUAGUAUCAAUGUGUAGAUACCAUUCUUGUAGCUGUUAACUGCAAGUGUAGUUUGAGUUAAGGGAUUUGGGGGGACCAUUUAACUUAAUUACUGCUAGUUUUGAAAUGUCUUUGUAAGAGUAGGGUUGGCACAGAUGCAGCAAUAAUGGAAGGCUAGGAGAUGGGGUCACACUUAUCUGUGUUCCUAUGGAAACUAUUUGAAUAUUUGUUUUAUAUGGAUUUUUAUUCACUUUUCCAACAUGCUACUAAAGAGUGCCUCUCAGCUGCUGAGCAAGCAUUUGUAGCUUGUACAAUGGCAGAAUGGGCCAAAAGCUUAGUGUUGUGACCUGUUUUGAAAAUAAAGUAUCUUGAAAUAACGAGGCAUUGGGAAGUCUUUGCAAUGUGUCCAUUCUAGAUGGUUCACAAGUCCUGUAUCGUUUGCUAUAGUCUCAUAAGCAGUGGGUCUAACCCACACCUAGGUAGCAGGGAGGGUGGAUGGGCCAGGGCAUGCCCUCUGGUGUGUAUAGUGAGUCUUCCCAGCUCAACCUGAGUAUGUCUACAGUUAGCUGUGAACUGGAGCCCCUUGUUGAGGCUCCCUGACUGAGCUGUUGUGACCUGGCCAAUGCACAGGGAAGGCAUGUAAGGCCCUUUGAAUCUGCAACACCAUAGGUUGCAAAUACCACCUUGAUUUUGUUAUUAAGAAUAUGAUGCAGUGAACUUACUGUAAUAAAUUC
This is a messenger RNA of Castor canadensis (American beaver), 2375 nucleotides long. The record is from RefSeq and is a predicted model, not a curated record. Lineage: Eukaryota; Metazoa; Chordata; Mammalia; Rodentia; Castoridae.